AUACAGUCUAUAGUCACUCAAAUGUUGACCGACACAGCCCAAAUUUCAAAUAUUGGAGAUAAAACCCCCCUAAAGCAAUUCAUAAUUGAAGUUUUAGCGCUCAAAGGAUUUCCUUUUAAGGAAUAAACUGCGCUUAUCUCUUGCUGAAUAAAUCUCUACGUUAAUGAUAUAAAUUCCGUAGUAAUGCAGCGUUACAGAAAAAGUCCUAGUAAACAAAUUGAAUUUCAUUUUUAACUUUGCGGGAAGAGCAAAUUAAACUUUUUCUUCAAGCUUAACAUAAGCUUAUUCAUAGCGUGACAAUAUUAUUUGGAUUAAGACAAAGAUGUUGAUGGAUUCCACGAAGAAAUGUAUAUUUCUACUGCAAGUAAUAUCAAGUGCCUUUUUAGUGAAAACACAAAUUACUCCAACCCCAGCCGGUGGUAUUGUAGCAUAUAAAAAUGGAACUUGUGGUAGUUAUAAUAAUUCCAUGGAAACAACUUGUAACUUCCCUGACUUGUUCUCGGAAGAAAAAGGAACAUGUAUACCAUUUUACGAAGUGAGUUGUGGAAACAGAACAGUGCCUCUCACGCCCUGUGAAUACACUAAUUCAAAUUGCUCAAGACCUAGGGAAAAUGCAACUUUAUGUGUAUGUGAAAAUGACUUGGACUUAAACUAUGACAUGUGCCUGUCUCUGAAUGAUGGGGAUUAUGCUUGGCCAGCACGCCACUGGUCACCGUACUUUAUUAAGUGCACAUCCAAACGUACCCUGCCCACUAGCUGUGAAGGACAUUCUGUGAUCUAUAACUUCUUUGAGAACAAAUGUCAAGUUGUUUAUGAAGUAGUGAACGCUGCAUAUAAUUUAUCAUUAUCUUUGAGCAUUCCAGAAUCCCUUUACCAUCUUUUAUCUUUCAAACCAACACAUUUUGUUCCUGAGCCAACACUUGAAAUUUCACGAACGCAUUUCGAUCAGGUGGCACAUGCAUCCGAUAUGAUCACGCAUUCUACUAAAGUCGCUGUAGAAUCUACGAUAUUUACAAAAACUGCCUCCAAAACUGUUCCCUCUGUUAUUUCUGGAAUUGGAAGUGGAAACAUUUUAGAUAGUUCUUUCACACUUACAACACCACAAUUCGUCUAUUCAGAACUGUCACCAGUAAUAACCACACACGUGGGUUCAACUUCGUAUCACUCAGCUCCAGCUGGUGAAUUAUCAAAUUCAAUUGUUUCAUCUCAAGAUUCUACAUCAAUUUAUCAACAAGAAUCUUCAGCACAAACAUCUUUAUACCAUUGGUCGUAUCAGUCUUCAAAAAAUCCAACUAAAGUUAUGAAUUCAAAGAUCGCAUUUUCAACGAAUGAAAUCGAAUCAACGCAAACGACCAAUAUUUUAACUUCAGCUUCUUCAUCAACAAAAGAAUACGCAUCAGGUAGCAUAUAUUUUUCAAAUGAGUCCAAGCUAGAGCAAAUUAAAUUUUCGCAAACAAGUUCGUCUCUUUUUAGUGCAACGACCAUAACACAAGAUAAUGUUGUAAAGUCUGACUCAAAUCAAUUUUCUACUACUAUGGAAAAAUCAUCAUCCAGUGAAUUGUCACAGACUUCUAUAAGACACCUACAUACACAGACGAGUUCGUUAUUGCCUCCUUUUCAUUCGUCUCGUUUCAUAAAUCCAUCUUCAACUGAUAAUUUUUCAUCUUCAGUAUUUUCAACAAAUGAUUUUGAAACAGCGGCAACAAUCUUUCCUGUUGACUCAUCUACGUCAUCAGCAAGAUCGCUAGGAAGGAUAUCUAGAAAUUUAGAGUCAGUUAGCAAUUCAUUACUUUCAUUAAAACAAACUUCAAUUUUACCGUUUGUAACUAUCGUCAAACAUACUGCCUCAUUGACUACAACAAUA
Ruditapes philippinarum (Manila clam) is the source of this 1864-nucleotide messenger RNA. RefSeq lists its product as uncharacterized. NCBI's taxonomy places the organism in Eukaryota, Metazoa, Mollusca, Bivalvia, Venerida, Veneridae. The record is from RefSeq and is a predicted model, not a curated record.